Molecule: messenger RNA, 753 nt
Organism: Periophthalmus magnuspinnatus
Lineage: Eukaryota; Metazoa; Chordata; Actinopteri; Gobiiformes; Gobiidae
Gene: lhfpl5a
Product: LHFPL tetraspan subfamily member 5a
Exons: 3
Coding region: 1-753 (250 amino acids)
Biological process (GO): detection of mechanical stimulus involved in sensory perception; sensory perception of sound
Cellular component (GO): plasma membrane
Source: RefSeq, a predicted model, not a curated record
AUGCUCCCGGCUCAGGAGGCCGCCAAAAUCUACCACACCAACUACGUGCGUAACGCGCGCGCCAUGGGCGUGCUGUGGACAGUGUUCACCAUUACGUUCUCCGUCAUCACGGUGGUGGUGUUUAUUCAGCCGUACUGGAUCGGGGACAGCGUGAACACGCCUCAGGCCGGAUACUUCGGCCUCUUCCACUACUGCAUCGGGAACGCGCUUACCUCGGAGCUCACGUGCAAAGGGAGCGCGCUGGACUUCGGCUCUAUUCCGUCCGGAGCGUUUAAGACCGCCAUGUUCUUCGUGGGCAUCUCCACGCUGCUCGUGGUGGGCAGCAUCGUGUGCUUCAGCCUCUUCUUCUUCUGCAACGCGGGAAGUGUGUACAAGAUCUGCGCGUGGAUGCAGCUGGCCUCUAGCACGUGCAUGGUGAUCGGCUGUAUGAUCUACCCUGACGGCUGGGACUCGGAUGAGGUGAAGCGGAUGUGUGGUCAGCGCACAGACAAAUACACUUUGGGGAACUGUACGGUUCGCUGGGCGUAUAUUCUCGCCAUCAUCUCCAUCAUGGACUCGCUCAUCCUGUCAUUUCUCGCCUUCAGCCUCGGCAGCCGCCAGGACAAGCUACUGCCCGAGGACUUCCAGGUCGAGGGAAAAGGUAGAAACCUGCAGGAGAUGUUUGAGGUCUCAACAAAAUCCGUCAGGUCGGCACACCAAUCACUGAGCAGCAUAGAGGUGUGGGUGGAGCCAAAGAUGAAGCAUAACGCUUAG